AAUAAUAAUAAUAAUAAUAAUAAUAAUAAUAAUAAUAAUAAUAAUAAUAAUAAUAAUAAUAAUAAUAAUAAUAAUAAUAAUAAUAAUAAUAAUAAUAAUAAUAAUAAUAAUAAUAAUAAUAAUAAUAAUAAUAAUAAUAAUAAUAAUAAUAAUAAUAAUAAUAAUAAUAAUAAUAAUCAUAAUAAUAAUAAUAAUAAUAAUAAUAAUAAUAAUAAUAAUAAUAAUAAUAAUAAUAAUAAUAAUAAUAAUAAUAAUAAUAAUAAUAAUAAUAAUAAUAAAAAUAAUAGUAAUAAUAAUAAUAAUAAUAAUAAUAAUAAUAGUAAUAAUAAUAAUAACAAUAAUAAAAAUAAUAAUAAUAAGAAUAAUAAUAAUAACAAUAAUAACAAAAAUAAUAAUAAUAAUAAUAAUAAUAAUAAUAAUAAUAAUAAUAAUAAUAAUAAUAAUAAUAAUAAUAAUAAUAAUAAUAAUAAUAAUAAUAAUAAUAAUAAAAAUAAUAAUAAUAAUAAUAAUAAUAAUAAUAAUUAUAAUAAUAAUAAUAAUAAUAAUAAUAAUAAUAAUAAUAAUAAUAAUAAUAAUAAUAAU
Molecule: messenger RNA, 582 nt
Organism: Wyeomyia smithii (pitcher-plant mosquito)
Lineage: Eukaryota; Metazoa; Arthropoda; Insecta; Diptera; Culicidae
Exons: 2
Source: RefSeq, a predicted model, not a curated record